Messenger RNA from Kalmanozyma brasiliensis GHG001, 1821 nucleotides. RefSeq names its product Major facilitator superfamily. Bases 1 to 1821 code for a protein of 606 amino acids. The transcript has a single exon. Gene Ontology annotation, biological process: xenobiotic detoxification by transmembrane export across the plasma membrane. The record is from RefSeq and is a predicted model, not a curated record. Lineage: Eukaryota; Fungi; Basidiomycota; Ustilaginomycetes; Ustilaginales. Gene Ontology annotation, molecular function: fluconazole transmembrane transporter activity.
AUGACCUCCGCCGUAGCAUCAUCGUGGGUGGGAACCCUGCUCAACCAAGCCUCGAAUGGCAAGAUCUUCCCGCGCCCAGAACAGCGCCCCGGAUUUGUUGUCCCAUCAUCCCUCGCAUCAGCAUCGUCCAGCACCGCUGCUGCUUCCUCCUCAGCAAGGCCAUCGCCUACGACAGAGAAGAAGAAACCCUUCGACUCGGAAACCACCACCAUCUGCGAGCAAUGCCCCAAGAAGACGAUCGAUAACGACGCCGCCUUGGACGAUGUGACCGGUACCGACAUCGAAGCAGCACUGUCUCAGGCACAAGGCACCAACACAGUCGCACGUGUCGUCUCCGAGUCCAAAACCGAGUCCUCCCCUUCCGAAAAGUCGACCAGCUCAACCACGACCGAUGAAACCAUCAUCGUCGGCUGGUACGGCGACGAUGAUCCCGAGAACCCACGCAAUUGGUCUCCUCGCAAGAAAGCCUCUGUCACCUUCCUGAUCGGCCUUCUCACCUUCGGCGUCUACUCCGGCUCGGCCAUAUAUACGCCCUCGAUCCCCGGUGUGAUGGAGGAGUUCGACGUCGGCUUGACGAAAGCUACGCUCGGUCUCUCCCUCUUCGUACUCGGAUAUGCAGUGGGUCCGAUGUUUUUGAGCCCGCUCAGCGAGAUCCCCGCCAUCGGACGCAACUGGACCUACAUCCCGAGCAUGAUCAUCUUUGUCAUCUUCAACAUCGUCGCCUCACUCGCGCCUAACUACAGCACGUUGAUGGCGAUGCGUUUCUGGACCGGAUUCUUCGGCUCCCCAGCCCUCGCUACAGGCGGUGCGAGCAUCUCCGACAUGUACGACGGCGUCGGUGUCGCUUUCCCCAUCGCCAUUUGGGCUGUCGGUGCGGUGUGCGGACCCGUGCUCGGACCCGUCAUUGGUGGAUUCUCGGCCAUGAACCUGGGUUGGAGGUGGCCCAUGUGGCUGCUGACCAUUCUUUCGGGCGUGACGACCAUUGUUCUCGCAUUGUUCCUGCCAGAGACGUUCGAGGGGUACCUGCUUCUGCAGCGCGCUAAGCGGCUCCGGAAGCACACCGGAAAUGCCCAGUUGCGCGCGCAGAGCGAACUGGAUCAGGCCGCUACCAGCUUCGCCAGCCUCACAAAGGAAUCCCUGCUCCGUCCCCUCAUCAUUUCCAUCGAGCCCGUCGUCUUCUUCACCUCCAUCUACCUCGGCGUGGCCUACGCUUGCUUCUAUCUUUUCUUCGAAAGUUUUGUCAUAGUCUUCACAGAGACGCACCGCUUUAACCUCGGCGAGAGCGGGCUGCCAUUCCUGGGUCUGGCGGUGUCCGGCGUAUUCACCCUCCUCGGAUACCUGUGGUACCUCAAGUCCUACUUCAAUCCUCGGUUCCUAGCCAAAGCCCAGCGCGGCAUCAUCAUCCCCGAGGACCGCAUUGGCAUCGCGCUCUUUGCCUCGUUCUUUGUGCCCGUCUCGCUCUUCGGCUUUGGCUGGACGAGCCGCGAGGACAUCCACUGGAUCGUCCCCAUCAUCUUUUCGGCUCUGCUGCUGCCCGGCGUGUUCUUGCUCUUCCAGAGUCUGCUGGUGUACCUGCCCAUGUCGUAUCCCAAGUACGCUGCGAGCGUGCUGGCCGCCAACGCGCUGAUCAGGAGCUCGUUCGCAGCGGCCUUUCCGCUGUUCGGACAUGGCAUGUUCACCAAGCUGGGCGUCGGCGUGGGGUGCAGCGUGCUGGGCGCCAUCUUCACGGUGCUCAUCGUGCCGCUGUGGGGGCUGCAGAGGUACGGACAUGUGCUCAGGAGGCAUAGCAAGUAUGCGCAUGUCUACUCCGCAACUUCGUAG